UUAUUUCCAGUUUAUCUGUGUGUGAGGAGGAAAGAAGAGAAAAGGGAAAAAUUUGACUUGCAAAUACAAUUCUUUAACUAAUCGCGUCACACAUAAUUUUAAACUAAUCGCGUCACUCGUGAGACUGAAUUGUUAUAAACAACUAUAUGUUGCUCACAAUUCAAACAAACAUUACUUUUCUGAAAUUUACAAGUCAAAAAAGAUUCUUUCGCCACAUUAAUGUUUUGCAUUUGACCGAAUAAUUAGUACAUUCUGGUUUUUUCUCUAAAAGUAUGGAUCACAAAAAGUGUUCAUGAAAGGAAAAACAAAAAACAAGGAACGACUACAAAAGUCUUACAAUUAGACUAGAGCGAAACAAUCCUAAUGAUAGAACUCCUGUAAUUUUUCUUCAUUCUAUUUUAAGCCAUUUUUUUUUUCUACACACGUUAAAUAGCAAGAUACCUCGUAUACGAAUAUACAUAAAGAUCCAUUUGGAAAAAACCGACAACGAAGCAUUACCAACCUCCUAGAAUCAACUACAUUGGUAACGUGUGUUGUAACGGUGCGUAACGCAGGACAAGAGAGCUGGAGCCAGGAACGAAUGUAGGGGAACAAGGCGACGAGGUUUUCAGGUUCAGUCGUCUACCGACCGUGGUGUCGAGCAGAGAAAGACGGAGAGUGUGUGUGUGUGUGAGGUGUGUUUGGCGGUCGAUUUCGGAUCGUGCAAGACGCGUCGUCGAAUCCAGUCAAGCCGACGACGCUCUUCACUCCAUUAAAUAUUGGGAAGGAUCUCCGCUUCUUUUGCUCUUAUCAGUUUUUCCGUUUGCUCGAUCUGUUCUCUCGCUCUUGUUCUGACUAUUUGUGAGCACUCGUAGCGUUCGGCCGACGAGACAUCGAUUCUUUGAGCAGGAGCCAGAAAGCCGCGAAAGGUUAUAAAAUGCUGACCGAUCAAAAGAACGUUAACUGGAGUUGACGAGGGAUCCAGACUAAUUUGUAGAGAGACGCCUAGUUGACCAACAUCAAUCAAGAGGAAGGAAGGAAAACACGCGCGCGUGCACAAACGCUUGUGAACUAUCAUUCGUGUAAGAAGCGAGAAAAGAUACGAUGGAUCCUUAUUCAUUGAGUGUGGAACGGGAAGCUUCAAAAAAUAUCGAGGAGAAUGAACGAGAGUGCUUCAAAGACGCGAUCGUCUCGAGUCGAAGUCUUAACAAAGGUUUCGUCGAACCAACUAAUAUUAGAAAUGCUAUCCGAGAGAUCGCCGCGUGCAUCAUCGCAGCGUCUUUCCACAUAGCGGUUGGUCUCGCUAUGGCAUACUCGGCAACUCUUAUUCCACAUCUCGAGAAAAAAGACGCGGAAGUACAUGCCACGAAAGAGCAGACUUCAUGGAUAGCCAGCUUGGUUGUCGUAUGCGCGCCGAUCGGCGCCCUGUUGGGCGGCUUCCUGAUGGAAAUGGUCGGUCGACUGCGAACUUUGCAGAUCGGGGCGAUUCCUUGCAUUUGCGGUUGGAUUCUCAUCGCUCUCUCGACCAAUUUGCCGAUGUUGUUGGUCGGUCGCUUGCUGUCCGGACUUGCGACCGCCCUGGCAACCUCGCCCGCAAUCGUUUACAUCACCGAGGUGGCCAGGCCGGAGCUGCGAGGCUCCAUGAUCUCAUUCGGACCGACGUUGGCGUCGUUCGGAAUGGUGCUGUCUUACUUAAAAGGUGCUUACCUACACUGGCGAACGGUCGCUUGGCUUAGCAUCAUCUAUGCGAUCGUACCUAUUAUCCUGGUGGAGCUGUGGGUGCCAGAAUCGCCGGUCUGGCUUGUCUCCAAAGGCCGUAUCGAUGAAGCCAAGAAGUCCUUAGAACGGCUUUACAAGAACGAAACAACAAUCGAGGCGCAGUUCACCACUAUUAUGAAGGAGAACGAAAUUAAAUUGAGCGAACAACGGCGGAGCAAACACGGCAACGCGUCGUCUAAGCUUCGUGGAUUUCUCAAGCCGACCGGGUGGAAACCCAUGUCAAUACUUUUUCUGCUUUUCUCUUUCCAGCAAUUCUCCGGAAUUUACAUCACAUUAUUCUACGCAGUGACUUGGUUUCAAGAAGUGGGCGCUGGUGUUGACGAAUACAUCGCGUCUAUUUUGGUUGGCGUGACGCGUUUUCUAUGUUCCAUGAUAAACACCUGGCUGCUAAGACGAUAUAAGAGACGAGCGUUGUGCAUAAUUUCGUGCAUCGGAAUGGCCGCGUGCAUGGCUGUUUCCGGUUAUUUCACGUUGAACAUAAAAAAUGGCAAUCGCAGCGGCUAUUGGGUACCGGUGCUGUGUCUGUUACUUUACGUAUGUACGUCGAUGGUCGGGAUGCUGACCAUUCCGUGGACCAUGACGGCAGAAUUGUUCCCGACUGAGAUCCGCGGAAUCGCUCAUUCCAUCAGUUAUUCCAUGGCAAAUCUGCUCAUGUUCGCAGCGCUACAAAGUUACAGAAACUUGCAAACUUUUCUAGGAGGAUCGUACGCGGUACAGUGGUUCUUUACCGGUGUUUCUCUUGGGGCGGCUGUUUUCGUUUGGCUACUCUUGCCGGAGACUCACGGAAAGAAGCUGUCGGAAAUCGAAGAGUACUUUCAGAACAACUUCCUGGCCCUGGGAGUGGAGGCAAAGGAGAAGAAGCGACGUGCCAAGCGAAGAGCGCAGCAGAAGAAGUUGCAAGGCACCGAGCCGCUCCAUCCAAAAAAUGUGCAGAACGUUUAAGACGCUUUUUCUUUUUUUUUUUCGUUUGUUUUUCUUUUAUCGCGAUCUGCAUAUUACAGAUACGCAGAGUUUGAGCGGUUUCAGAGACAGUGACCAAAGUAUUGAGACAUCAUGAGAAUACAGCCUAUACCAUUUUUACAGAAUUUAUAUAUACUAUUUAGAUCGCGAAUUAUACACGCGAGAUGUAAUUUAUUUACGUGAGAUACAUGCCGGUCGUCGAAAGAACGCACAACCUCAAAACAGAACAAUAACAUAUAUACAAAGAUAAGAAAAUGGUCUUUGCAUCUUAUUUUUUACUCUUUUCUUAUUCGUUAUUAAAUAAUAGAAUCCAAACGAUCGACGAUACACAUUUUGCAUUUAUUAUGUAAAUGUAUACACUUUGUUUCUUCUGUCAUGUCUUGAUAAAUCAAAGCUACUAAUAUAUGUAGAAUCAUUGUGUAAAGAAAAUGCACGUUGAAAAAAACGCGUGCGAUUAUCUUGCGAAAAGUAUAUGUACGUUCUGCGUUAGAAAGUGCCUCUCUAUUUUUCUUUUCUACAAAUAUUUUGUGCAAAAACAUCGUCAUUACAAUAUUACCGAUAUUGAUCUGAUGCCAUGCAGAUUACUAUUUAAUCACAAAUUGCGUGACUCGCGUGAUAAAGAUUCUCUGAUAUUAUCGUUCUUUUUGCGUGACUUUUCCUUUUAUUACUUAUCACUACCAUACCGCUGAUAGCAUAAUGGUGAUGAAGAAAACAAAAGUUACGAGUUGUGCUAGAAUUUUAAACGGUUUGGAAAGGUGCGCGAUGAAUCUGUAUACAAAUGCAUGAACGUUUUUUCUAAACAAAUCGAUCAUCCUUUCUCAAAGUUAAAAGCUCUUCGCGGGAAAUCGCGCGCUGUGUUAAAUAAUAAACAAAUUACUUAAAUAAAUCCGUUUGAUUUCGCGAGCAUUAGCGUUUUUGUUUACUUUGAAGAGAAGAUAUUUAAACCUGAUUUAGUUUAUUAAGAACUAUUCAGACGGAACAAGAUGUUUGAGGGAAGUCGCGCUUGCAAUGACGUACAAAGCAAAAAAAAAAAAAAAAUAAACCAAAUUUAUGUUUUAUACUUAAAUGUUAUACACAAAAAUUGCUCGCUUCAGCGGCGAAAGAAAGUAAUACAACACGCCUUUUAUAUUUGUGUAUAUUUGUAUAGAUAGAAUAAAAAUCAUAUUUAAAAAUUAUAUAAAAAAGAAUUCAACACACCCCGAAUAAUGUAAUAAAAAAUUAUUGUCUGACUUUAAAAGCAAUUUUGCUUAGAGUUCGUUCCGUCUAAAUAGAGAAGACGAAUCAUUGAACCGCGUAAGUUCGUAACGAACGGUACAUUCGUCAAUUUGAAAGAGAUGAAAUAAAGUUGAACUCUGUAUUUUGUAAGCCACAAUACGCCAUAUAUACGUAUAUAAAUGGUAAAAUUACGAAUAAAGCUUUUGGUAGUUCCUCUCGUUGCGCACGUUGCGCCUUUGCAAGAUAGACAGUUUUCGUCUUUCGUUGUGUGACUGGUUUUAUCGUUAUCCGCGUGUACUUACAAUUGAUCGAUCAAUUUCUAUGUAGUAACUAAUUUCUUUCAUACAGAAAAGCGAGAAAUUGAAGAACAAGGCUACAAGGCUUAUCGUUAAAACGGAUGUACUUUUACCACAUGUGAUAUUAUUUUUCUUGUUUUUUUUUUUCCCGCAAACGGACUUAGAAUUUUAAUAUACGCAGUUAUCCCAUACACACGUGCAGAACGAGAAGAGAGAAUUUGUUUGUGUAUUUGUUUGUGCAAUAAGAGCGACAAUAGGAUUUUCGCAUUUCUGAGAUUUUUCACAGAACAAUUGUAUGAUAAAAAAGAAAUCGUUUUAUGAGAAGAGUUUUUGAAACACUAAGAUAUCAUGUGCGUCAUGCGCGCAUUGUUAUCGCGAAAAUGCGUGAUUUUGGAACGAAAACAUUCCUUCUAUGAUAUGUAUUCUGUCGCUCUUUUUCUGUAUGCGAAGAUUGAGACAUGUAAUGUUGAUCCAUGUACUUCGUGUCGUUAUAAACUGCUACCGCAGUAUAUGCGAUGUCAUUGUAAAAUUGUACUAAACAAUUUAAUAAAGUUUAUUAACAAUA
Pseudomyrmex gracilis is the source of this 4794-nucleotide messenger RNA. RefSeq names its product facilitated trehalose transporter Tret1-like. Gene Ontology annotation, cellular component: membrane. The transcript is spliced from 9 exons. Bases 1084 to 2700 code for a protein of 538 amino acids. Gene Ontology annotation, biological process: transmembrane transport. Gene Ontology annotation, molecular function: transmembrane transporter activity. The record is from RefSeq and is a predicted model, not a curated record. NCBI's taxonomy places the organism in Eukaryota, Metazoa, Arthropoda, Insecta, Hymenoptera, Formicidae.